CCUCUAUAAAUAUAUACAUAUAAACAAAAAAGUGGAGGACCAAACCUUUAAAAUUACAAUACCGAAAUUCCUCCCAUUAAAUUUCUUUUAGCUUCUUCGUUUGGCUGCUAAUGGCUUCUUUCAACGUAUCUUCUCCUUCAACUGCAGCUCUUUCUCGUCUUCGGUCAUCCAAAAGUUUCAAAUUCUUUAAUGGAUUGCACAGCACAAAUCUAUUCUUAACAAAUGGCUGCUUACCUGAUUUGGCCUUGACGCGGUUGGAUAGUAGAUCAUCCUUUGUUAUUAAAAGUGGUGGCAAAACUAGAGCUGCACUUGUAUCUGGAGAAGGCAACAUCCUGUCUUAUUCGAAUGGCAAUGAUGCUACAACAAAUGGUACCCUCUUCCGUGAUAAAUCGGUAGGGAUCGAAGCACAACAAGAUGCAAUAGCAUUUGGAACUCUUGCGGCCGAUACUGCUCCUACAAGUAAUGGCUUUCCCAUUAAUAAUGAUGAUUCUGAUUUGGAUCGUCCAACUGAAGGUUUUGCUUCCAUCCUUGAGGCAAUCGAGGACAUUCGCCAGGGCAAGAUGGUAUUGGUUGUAGAUGAUGAGGACAGAGAGAAUGAAGGAGAUCUUAUAAUGGCAGCUGAGUUGGCGACACCGGAAGCAAUGGCCUUUAUCGUGAAGCAUGGAACUGGGAUCGUUUGUGUGAGCAUGCUAGAGGAAGAUCUGGAGAGGUUGCAGCUUCCUUUGAUGGUGAACCAAAGAGAGAAUGAAGAGAAACUCCGCACUGCAUUCACAGUUACAGUGGAUGCAAAACACGGUACUACAACUGGUGUAUCAGCUCAUGAUAGAGCAACAACAGUAUUGGCCCUUGCUUCUAGAGAAUCCAAACCUGAGGACUUCAACCGCCCGGGUCACAUUUUCCCACUGAAGUAUAGGGAAGGUGGUGUCCUAAAAAGAGCUGGGCAUACAGAAGCUUCUGUUGAUCUAGCAGUGCUAGCUGGACUGGACCCUGUUGCAGUUCUCUGUGAGGUUGUAGAUGAUGAUGGAUCCAUGGCUAGAUUACCAAAGCUUCGCCAAUUUGCUGAGCGGGAGAACUUGAAAAUUAUAUCCAUUGCUGAUUUAAUUAGGUAUAGGAGAAAGAGGGAUAAAUUAAUUGAGCUUGCUGGUGCUGCACGGAUUCCAACUAUGUGGGGGCCAUUCACCGCCCAUUGUUACAGGUCGAUAUUGGAUGGGAUUGAGCAUAUAGCAAUGGUUAAGGGUGAGAUUGGAGAUGGGCAAGAUAUUCUUGUGAGGGUUCACUCGGAAUGCCUCACGGGAGACAUAUUUGGAUCCGCUAGAUGUGACUGUGGGAAUCAGCUUGGCCUUGCAAUGAAACAGAUUGAGGCUGCUGGCAGGGGUGUUUUGGUAUACCUUCGUGGACAUGAAGGCAGGGGAAUUGGUUUGGGCCACAAGCUUCGUGCAUAUAAUCUUCAGGACGCUGGUCGUGACACAGUCGAAGCAAAUGUGGAACUUGGAUUGCCCGUUGAUUCAAGAGAAUAUGGCAUUGGCGCACAGAUACUGAGGGAUCUUGGCGUGCGAACGAUGAAACUGAUGACUAACAAUCCGGCCAAGUACAGUGGACUCAAGGGUUAUGGAUUAACAAUAGCAAGCAGGGUUCCACUACUAACUCCUAUUACAAGGGAGAAUAAGAGAUACUUGGAAACAAAACGAGCUAAAAUGGGUCACGUAUAUGGCUUAGAUUUUAACGGCAGUUUGAACAGUCUCAUUAUCGGCGGCAAUGGUAACACGGUUGCUCCGACUGCAUCUGAAUCCUAGAAUCUGCUGCUGCUGCUUUGCUUUUAGAUGUAGUAGGCAACUCGUUGACAUGAUCCAUUGCUACAAAUUGACAUCAAUACAUCACAUCUCUGAACUUGGUUAAAAAUAUGAAGAUUUAAGCAUUCACUUUGGCAUAUGCUUCCAUGUAGAAAAUAUGAUUCGGUUUCCUAUACAAAAGGAAGAGCCAUUGCCAUUCAUUCUUUUUCUAAAUAACAUCUCUCAUUUGUUAGUGUUGUAAUUCGAAUUUUAUAUGAAUAAAAUUUAAAAUGAAAAAUGCUUUUAGCA
Messenger RNA from Gossypium raimondii (Peruvian cotton), 2078 nucleotides. RefSeq names its product bifunctional riboflavin biosynthesis protein RIBA 1, chloroplastic. Lineage: Eukaryota; Viridiplantae; Streptophyta; Magnoliopsida; Malvales; Malvaceae. The transcript has 7 exons. The record is from RefSeq and is a predicted model, not a curated record. Gene Ontology annotation, cellular component: chloroplast. The coding region runs from base 111 to 1793 and encodes 560 amino acids. Gene Ontology annotation, molecular function: 3,4-dihydroxy-2-butanone-4-phosphate synthase activity; GTP cyclohydrolase II activity. Gene Ontology annotation, biological process: riboflavin biosynthetic process.